Penicillium argentinense is the source of this 345-nucleotide messenger RNA. RefSeq lists its product as uncharacterized. Bases 1 to 345 code for a protein of 114 amino acids. The transcript is spliced from 2 exons. NCBI's taxonomy places the organism in Eukaryota, Fungi, Ascomycota, Eurotiomycetes, Eurotiales, Aspergillaceae. The record is from RefSeq and is a predicted model, not a curated record.
AUGGAUACCAAUGUUGGCACUGGUGGUCCCUAUAUCUCUCGGAGGGGAUUGAUCCUGGUCUCGAUUCUUCUGGGUCUUGAUAUCCUGAUUCUCGUACCUUUUGCCAUAUAUGCAACGUUUACGCCUCGAUGGACGUCGACGAUGGACUCGUUUACUAUGAUGAGGAUGGAUGCAGCGGUCGCAGCCAAGGUGCCUUUGCUCCUUGGUCAGGAGACAGACAAGAUUAGUGCCAUUGAUGAGAUCUCAGGAUGCGUGGGCGAUCUGUCGAAAGAGAGCGACCUCAAUGGCAAAUUAGGCCUGGGGGGCUCCCCGGCCACCGAGUUCAAGGGAGAACAAGAGGUUUGA